ACAUAAUUCAUGUGGAAAUUCACCAGAGAGUAUUGCUACAGAGUUCACUGAUGCAGCCAGAAAAUGGGAUGCUUAUUGGGUGGUUUUCCUGCCCAACUCACGAUUGCAAUAAUGAGUGGGACAGACAUUGGAUAGCUGACAUCUAUUUCAGGGAGAAGAUAAAUAUUGAAAAUCCACACUUCGAUGCCCACCUCAACGGGACUUUACUUAUCAAGGAAGUUCUCCCCAUGUAUGAUGGAAGAUACUUCAUCGUGCGAGUGCAGACAGAUACUGGAGCUGAGCCAAACAUUUACCAUCUUAAAGUAGUACAAGAGCGCCCAGUUCUGACACUGGUCAGUCAGCAAAAUAUCUAUGUCUUUGAAGGGAUGGAUGUUUGGAUGGAAGCUCAGGUGAAGGCCUACCCCUAUCCAUGGGUUUCUCUAAGUCGUGUCUUGGAGUCAAAUGAAAGUGUCAUACAGGAGACAUCCAACGUCAGUUCUCAAAUAGUAAUGAAGAUUCCAAGCAUCACUAAAGCCCACAGUGGUGACCAUGUCCUAUACACAGAGAAUACUGUUGGAAAUGAUACUGUCACUGUGAGGGUUAAUGUGGAAGGCAUCCCAGGCCGUUUAUCCUCACCACCGCCAGAUACCCCAACUUCUUUGUCUUCAUCUGGUCCAGGUUAUAUCCCAACCUCGGAGGCUCCUAACCUUAUAGACCCUCCUCCCUUAGAUGGAGGCAGCAAACACAUGAAGGUUACGACAGCACUUGCGAUAAUAAUUCCUCUAGCGUUGAUAUGCAUAGGAUUAUUGUUAAAAAUAAUUUGUUGCAAAACUUGUAACUGUCACCUAAAUCGAAGCCAGCUGUAUAAUUUUAAAGACCGCAACAUAGCAGGUACUCGUAGUUGCAAGAGCGAUACUGAGGCAUCCGCGAAUAGCGUUAGAUAUGUUAACAAUUCAACAGCAGGUCAUGCCUGUUCACUGUAGAGUGCUCAUGGAAUUUAACCGUAGUUUUGUUAUUGGUUAUAUUUGUUGCUCUAUAACGGUACUUGGUAUGGAUUGUUUCCAUUAAUUUUUUUUUUAUUUUGACCCUGUAAACUGAUGUAUCAGUGACACAUUUCUUUUCAAGUUAGAAAAAAAAGUGUAUGAUGUUAGUACGUUACAAGCUGUAAAACUGCGAUAUUUUUUAAAAGAUGUUGUUUAAUUUUUUUUAUAUUUAUUUCCUGGUAUUAUCGAAAUGUAAGCUGUUUUUUUUAAAGCCAUAUUUUAUCUGUAAAUAGUUUUUUUUUCUUUGUAACUUGAUAUUUUAAUAUUCAUGUAUGGCGGAAGAGCCCCCAAAGGGGCGCUGUGCAUUAAAGUUUGUAUGUAUGUAUGUAUGUCAUGUCUACUUACCUUUUCUAUACAUUCCUUAUAUCUAAAGCGUAUUUUAUACCCUAGAGCAGCAUUUUCCGCUGUACGUGUGCGAUACUUAAGAAAGGUUUUCGCCACAAAAGAUAUUUUAAAGCAGGUCAAUUUAUUGAAAUAUAAACGAAGGCAGUCAAGGCUAUUUGAACGCCAUAAUAAUCAGUGUGAAUUUCGUGAAAGCCGUCUCAUUGGGGCGAUGAUAUGGACAUCGGUUACAUUACGUCAUUUGUGAUUGUAAGAAAAAUUUUUAUGGCCAACUCUAUUUAUUAUACAAACUAAGGUGUAAUACUAGGAUUUCCAGCCCUGAGAAAAGCCGUGACAACACAGGUGAAAAAAUAUCGUAUUUUCUCACGUGUGUUUGAUAUCGCCAAUCAGCUGCUGACAUGUUGCUCGCCUUUCGCGCCAAUCGGUCAGUUUGAUUAAUGAAGGGCAAAGCUUUCACCAUUCUCAAUCCAAGGUCGUUUGUCGGAACUUUUUCGGAUUAUGGCUGUUGAAACGCUGAAAAAAAUCCGUGUCGCUUAUAGACAGUGACGAUCAGAAUUUCCUAAAAGGGGAAGAAAACCAAAAUACGCAAAGAAAAAACUGAAAGUUACGAAUUCAGUGGCUUUGGUGAUGGCAUUUCUCCCGGCCGUGAAGGAAACUCGACGAAUGGAAGACUUGCCGCAGGCAGAUUUUAGCGAUGUGCUUGAAAGAUGUCUUCUGUUGGUAAGGCCAAGUCAAUGAUUGAGAAUUUUGUGUAUUGAAAAUUACGCCCACUGUUUGUCUUUGUAAUGUUACUACUGUUUCUACCGUUCCUACUGUAAUAAAGAGAUUACUGCGUUUCCGAAGGAAAACACCGUUUUGAAAUUUCGCCAGCCUAACGUGAUCGGGCCAAAGUCUCGUGCAAACAUUACCCCUGUUAACCAAUCAUACGAAUACAUGCAAAGACCUUGUCAGCUUGCUGUAUGAAGAUAACUAUGACACGAAUAGGUCAAUAGAACCACAACUAUGUGACACACACGUGUCUUUAUCAUCUCUCUAAAAUAAACAUAUAAAAAGAAAGAUUUAUAGAUAGGAUUCAUAUACAUGUGAGAUUUGUUCUUGAGAAGAACAUUUUCCGAUCUUUUAUUCCGUAUAAUAGUCACUUAACUUAAAAUACAAGACGAUGUUGGGCGACCUUUCUUU
Molecule: messenger RNA, 2543 nt
Organism: Pocillopora verrucosa
Lineage: Eukaryota; Metazoa; Cnidaria; Anthozoa; Scleractinia; Pocilloporidae
Source: RefSeq, a predicted model, not a curated record